AUGGAUGCGGGGGCGGCCCCGGGGCCGGGCCGUGGCCGGACGGCGGGGGUCGGGGUCCGGCCCGGCCGCCCGUCGCCCUCCCCGGCCCGGGGCCCCCGGCCGCGGGGCCUGGGCGGGCACAGCUGGCUGCUGGGCUACGGGCUCCUGUCCUUGGUGCUGUCCGCCCAGCUGGUCCGGGCCCAGGCGAAUAAGCCCUGCGACAGGACCGGCUCCUGCUUCUCCGGACGCUGUGUCAACUCCACCUGCCUCUGCGACCAGGGCUGGGUCGGGGACCAGUGCCAGCACUGCCAGGGCAGGUUCAAGUUAACAGAACCCUCUGGAUAUUUAACAGAUGGACCAAUUAAUUAUAAAUAUAAAACUAAAUGUACUUGGCUAAUUGAAGGCUAUCCUAAUGCAGUCCUAAGAUUAAGAUUUAAUCAUUUUGCCACAGAAUGUAGUUGGGACCACAUGUAUGUUUAUGAUGGAGAUUCAAUAUAUGCACCUCUAAUAGCUGUACUUAGUGGUCUAAUAGUCCCUGAGGUACGUGGGAAUGAAACUGUACCAGAAGUUGUUACUACAUCCGGCUAUGCACUACUACACUUUUUUAGCGAUGCUGCAUACAAUUUAACUGGUUUCAACAUCUUUUAUUCCAUUAAUUCUUGUCCUAACAAUUGCUCAGGGCAUGGGAAGUGCACACCGAGUGUUUCCCUUCCAAGUCGAGUGUACUGUGAGUGUGACAAAUACUGGAAAGGUGAAGCGUGUGAUAUCCCUUACUGUAAAGCCAACUGUGGCAGUCCCGAUCAUGGGUACUGUGAUCUCACAGGAGAAAAAUUAUGUGUCUGCAAUGACAGUUGGCAAGGUCCUGAUUGUUCUCUGAAUGUUCCUUCCACCGAGUCUUACUGGAUUCUUCCAAAUGUAAAACCAUUCAGCCCAUCUGUAGGUCGGGCUUCUCAUAAAGCAGUUUUACACGGAAAGUUUAUGUGGGUGAUUGGUGGAUAUACAUUUAACUAUAGUUCUUUCCAAAUGGUUUUAAACUAUAAUUUAGAGAGCAGCAUAUGGAAUGUUGGCCCGAUAUCCAGGGGACCACUGCAGAGAUAUGGACACUCUCUGGCCUUAUAUCAGGAGGCCAUCUACAUGUAUGGAGGCAAAAUUGAAACAAAUAUUGGCAAUGUCACAGAUGAACUGUGGGUUUUCAACAUACAGAGUCAGUCGUGGAGUACAAAGAUUCCUACCAUUCUUGGACAUGGUCAGCAGUAUGCGGUGGAGGGACAUUCAGCACAUAUCAUGGACUUGGAUAACAAAGAUGUCAUCAUGAUUAUACUUUUUGGCUAUUCAUCUGUGUAUGGUUAUACGAGCAGCAUACAGGAAUACUCUAUCUUGCAUAAUACUUGGUUUGUCCCAGAAACUAAAGGAGCAAUUGUGCAAGGUGGUUAUGGCCAUACUAGUGUCUACGAGGGAAUGACAAAAUCCAUAUAUGUUCAUGGAGGAUAUAAAGCAUUACCAGGCAAUAAAUAUGGAUUAGUGGAUGAUCUUUACAGAUAUGAAGUCAACACCAGGACAUGGACUAUUUUGAAAGAGAGUGGGUUUGCCAGAUACCUUCAUUCAGCUGUUCUAAUCAAUGGAGCUAUGCUUAUUUUUGGAGGAAACACCCAUAAUGACACUUCCUUGAGUAAUGGUGCAAAAUGCUUUUCUGCCGAUUUCCUGGCAUAUGACAUAGCUUGUGAUGAAUGGAAAAUUUUAAGAAAACCCAAUCUUCAUAGAGAUGUCAACAGAUUUGGACAUUCUGCAGUUGUCAGUAAUGGGUCUAUGUAUAUAUUUGGAGGCUUUUCUAGUGUACUACUUAAUGAUAUCCUUGUGUACAAACCUCCGAAUUGUGAGGCUUUUGGAAAUGAAGAACUCUGUAAAAAUGCUGGCCCAGGGAUAAAAUGUCUAUGGAACAAGAAUCGCUGUGAAUCUUGGGAGUCUGGGCAUACUAAUAACAUUCUCAGAGCAAAGUGCCCCCCAAAGUCAGCUGCUGCAGAUGACAGAUGUUACAGAUAUGCAGAUUGUGCUAGCUGUACUGCCAAUACAAAUGGGUGCCAGUGGUGUGAUGAUAAAAAGUGCAUUUCAGCAAACAGUAACUGCAGUAUGUCAGUCAAAAACUACACCAAGUGCCAUGUGAGAAAUGAACAGAUUUGUAAUAAGCUGACCAGCUGCAAAAGUUGUUCAUUAAACCUCAACUGCCAGUGGGAUCAGCGGCAGCAAGAAUGUCAGGCUUUACCAGCUCAUCUUUGUGGAGAAGGAUGGAGUCAUGUUGGAGAUGCUUGUCUUCGUGUCAAUUCUAGCAGGGAAAACUAUGACAAUGCAAAGCUUUAUUGUUACAAUUUGAGUGGAAACCUUGCUUCAUUAACAGCGUCAAAAGAAGUGGAAUUUGUUCUGGAUGAAAUACAGAAAUACACACUUCAGAAGAUAUCACCAUGGGUAGGUUUACGCAAGAUCAACAUUUCCUACUGGGGUUGGGAAGACAUGUCUCCUUUCACAAAUACAACCCUUCAGUGGCUUCCUGGUGAACCAAAUGACUCUGGAUUCUGUGCAUACCUAGAAAGGGCAGAAGUGGCAGGACUAAAGGCUAAUCCCUGCACAUCCAUGGCAAAUGGUCUUGUUUGUGAAAAGCCUGUUGUUAGUCCAAAUCAGAAUGCAAGACCAUGCAAGAAACCAUGCUCUUUAAGAACUACCUGCUCCAACUGCACGAGCAAUGGCAUGGAGUGUAUGUGGUGUAGCAGUACCAAACGAUGUGUGGACUCCAAUGCAUAUAUAAUCUCUUUUCCAUAUGGACAGUGCCUGGAGUGGCAAACUGCCACCUGUUCUCCACAAAACUGUUCUGGAUUAAGAACUUGUGGGCAGUGCUUGGAACAGCCUGGAUGUGGUUGGUGCAAUGAUCCUACGAAUACGGGAAAAGGACAUUGUGUUGAAGGCUCUUCAAGGGGACCAAUGAAGCUUUCUGGGAUGCACACUAAUGAAAUGGUCCUGGACACAAGCCUUUGCCCUAAAGAGAAAAAUUACGAAUGGUCUUUUAUCCACUGUCCAGCCUGCCAGUGUAAUGGACACAGCACUUGUAUCAACAGUAACGUGUGCGAGCAGUGUAAAAACCUCACUACAGGAAAGCAGUGCCAGGACUGUAUGCCAGGAUACUACGGAGACCCAACCAAUGGGGGCCAAUGCACAGCUUGUACAUGCAGUGGUCAUGCAAAUAUCUGUCACAUGCACACAGGAAAAUGUUUCUGCACAACCAAAGGAAUUAAAGGAGAUCAAUGUCAACUAUGUGACUCUGAAAAUCGUUAUCUUGGGAAUCCACUUAGAGGAACAUGUUACUACAGCCUUUUGAUUGACUACCAGUUUACCUUCAGCUUAUUACAGGAAGAUGACCGACACCACACUGCCAUAAACUUCAUAGCAAACCCAGAACAGUCAAACAAAAACUUGGAUAUAUCAAUUAAUGCUUCAAACAACUUUAACCUCAAUAUUACGUGGUCCAUUGGGUCAACAGCUGGGACAAUAUCUGGAGAAGAAAUUCCUGUAGUCUCUAAAGCUAAUAUAAAGGAAUACAGAGAUAGUUUUUCCUGUGAAAAAUUUAACUUCAGAAGCAACCCAAACAUUACAUUUUAUGUAUAUGUCAGCAACUUUUCCUGGCCAAUUAAAAUACAGAUUGCUUUCUCGCAGCACAACACGAUCAUGGAUCUUGUGCAGUUCUUCGUCACUUUCUUCAGUUGUUUCUUGUCCUUGCUCUUGGUGGCUGCUGUGGUCUGGAAGAUCAAACAAACCUGCUGGGCUUCUCGACGAAGAGAGCAACUGCUCCGAGAGCGACAGCAGAUGGCCAGCCGUCCUUUUGCUUCUGUUGAUGUAGCCCUGGAAGUAGGAGCUGAACAAACAGACUUUCCACGAGGCCCGUUAGAGGGUGCCCCAAAACCUAUUGCCAUAGAACCCUGUGCUGGGAACAAAGCAGCUGUACUUACUGUGUUUUUGUGUCUCCCAAGAGGAUCAUCAGGUGUCCCUCCUCCUGGUCAGUCAGGGAGCACAUUGUCUAAUUCUGCAUGGACAGACAAGGUCGGAGAAAAACAAAUUAAAAAAAAAACCUUUGAGUGGCUGACAGCAUUGGGGCACCAGUCUGAAGACCUAAAGAGAAGGAACUGCACGUCUCGCAAUUGCCAGUGCACUAAUAGACAUUUCACAACAGAAGUCUGCGGAUAGCAAAGAAAAGAGUUCCGGAGUCCGGAAUCGGAAACAUCACCUUUCAACCCGUCAAGGAACUUGUGUCUGAGGUCCAGAAACUGCACUUGUAUAUUCUGUAAUGUUUUUCUUUUUAAAUGGCUUCCUUUGAAAGCUAUCUUACAGCCUCAGUUUUUCUGGAGGCAAACCUAUAAUCAUAGGUAAAAAACACGUCCUGGGCUUUCAAACGUCCAGCCUGCUGUGCCCUGAAUCAGAAAACCUUAGGACAAAAAUGAAUAUGUGACGUAAGCCUGAGUGAAAAGCAAGCGAUUGAAGUUCACAAAACAAUUAAGUAAAUUUUUAUGCUGAUCUCAAACGGAUCACAAAUGAACUGAAGUCUAGGAAAGGUUGUCCUUUGUUUCCUAAUGUGGCUGAAAGUUGUAUAAUUCUUCAAGACCGAGCUGAUAAAAUUGUGGGACUCUUAUAAGAGGAUUUUUUUAAGGCUUAAUGGAGAGAAUUGUUCAGUGUUCUCCUCAUAAGAAAUAUCACUACCAGUGCAUAAAGCAGGAACUGAACAUCUGAAAUGGCUUUAGAUACUGUUUAAUCUUCUUGCAAAUGUGAAAUGUGAAAGCAGAUUUGAAAUUUAAUAGUAUGUACAUAUUGCAUUUAAAUAUUUCAUAUGACCAUGUAUCUCCCAAAACCCAGUUUGGGUAGAAGAAGGGUUUCUAUCUUCCUGGAAUGCAGGCCAGGCUGAUCCAGGAAAGGCCGGCAGAGGCAGACGGUUUGUGCCCUCGGUGGAAGGUUUAUUAAAAUUCUGUAUGGAGAGGACAUUUUUGCCUGCCUUGCCAACAGACUGACUCAUUAUCAGAGCUGAUAGAGCAUGGAAAAGCCCAUCCAGCAAUCAAUUUCUCCCUUUUUCCCCCCAAACAGCCUGCACUACUAUAAGCCCAAAAGGAGCUUAAAUUGUCCCUUUACAGUUCACCUGCUUCUGCUCUAGUACGGUAAUAUUUUAAUUGUCGACAGAUGAUUGCACUUUGCAAACACAACACAGCAAUCCACGUAUUUUUCUGGAAACAAUUAUGAGUUUCCUUUAGUCUUCCUUGCCCUGUGGCUGAAUUUUAUCCAUCCCUGCCUUCCACUAAUUUAAUGAAAUGUAUGUGAAUACCUGUCACCUCCUAUCUAGCAGUAUGGAUGAAGUUCUGUCAAGAUAACUACUCCAGUGCUGUCUACUGCCAGUGGCAAGUACAGUGCCAAACUUACCUUGCCUCUCAGGAUUGGAUUUUGGGCUGGGAGGCAUCCUGCAACCAGAAUUAAAAACUUCAACAAAAACUCAUUGACCAUAAAUCUGAACUAUUCCAGAAGGAAGUUGGCUUCUAAAGAAGAGGCUGACAUGGUUUGUUUUCUCUUCUGCCUCCUACGCGUUUGCAGAUGUUCAUUCUAACUCAAUAGGUCUCUUAAAUCCUGUGUGGGAGAGUAGUUACUAAUUUCAAUGGUGGUCUAAUGCGAUAAUAUAAGAAGCAGCAGCAAAGAUAUGAAUAACUCUUCUAUACAAUAGAGUUUUGGUAAAUAAGAAAAAUAUGAUAUACUUGAUGUUCCCUAUAUCUGAAUUUUCAUUUUUUUCAGGAAGGUGAUGACACAAUGACUAUUUAUAUUUUACUGUAUAGUUUCUUGCAUGUCAUAGUGAUGCUGUAGCAGAAUAAGGCCCUAUUGUGAAUUUUAGUGUUUAUUUCAUAAUGCCAUUUUAAUGCAUAGAGAUUUAGAUUGAUUUUGAUGAGGUCUAAAUGUAAAAAUGCAAAAGGAACAAUCAUACAAUAUGGAAUUGAUGUCUUAGGCUGGGUUGUUAGGUUGCAUCUAAUAUAUUGUUUUUUAAAAAAAUUAGGCAUUUAUGAAUUAUAAGCUGGCAUGGUUAUUGGGUAUUUUCCAUGUGUUGAAAUGAGAUUCAUUCCUAAAAUGAUUCCACCAAUCUCCUGUGACUUUCAUUGAUUAAUUUGACAUCCCUCAGUUAUUUCACAACUUCCCGCAAAAAUCAGGAAAGUUUAUUUUCCAGACUUUAUAGAAAAUGAGCAAAUAAUGUUACCACAUUAGAAACCUGCCCUUUUCCUGGCUUCCCCUCUGACUCUUUAAAGGUUGAUUUGCUCAAGGAACAACAAGCAGGACUGAUACCUACAAACAAAUUUCGAAAAUAAACCUCAGAGCUGGACUCUUUGCUUAAUUAUGUUCUCUUUUUCAUGACAAAACCCUUACCUAGGAAAGAUAUCUAUAUAUAUAUAGGUAGAUAUAGAUAUAGAUAGAUAUCUAUAUCUAUAUAUAGCUGUCCUCUGGGCUUGAAGACCCAGCAGUGAUGUGUACCGUUUUGAGGGGUUUUGUAAGAUCCAGAGAAUGUGUUUUCAGAUAGGUAAAACAAAUGGAAUUUCCCAAGAGAGAAUUUUAGAUUGCGUCAAUCUGAAACCCAUCUGAGGUCACAUAAUGUGUAUUGCAGCAUUUAAGAGUGACAUACAUCCAUUAGAUUUUUCAUUAAGUUAAUUAAAGCCCUAAUAUGCAUGUUAGUUUGUGCUGCAUAGUAGCACCUAUGUAAAUAAUUAUUCAACAUUUUUAUAACAAUACAGAUCUCCUUAAUAAUAAAAUUCCCCAAAUACAUCAAUCUGAGCAGGCAGAAAGACAAGGGAUAAUCAUUGCAGCUUUGUUUUCUUAGUUGAACUAUUAUUUGAAUGGAAUGCUUUCCUCCAUCAAAACAUUUUUCCAUUGAAUUAACUUCAAGAAAUGUAUUCAUAUACUAACAGGAUUAAACAAUUAUUUUAAAAAUACACAAACCUAGAAUCCUGAAUGCUUAGUUAAGACUUCCUUUAUGCUUUAUAGCUUUGUUAGUGUGACAAAGCUUUGAUGAUUUUCUUUGAGAUGUAGAAAAAUUAUCUUGAUCUAUUUGGCACAGGGAGAGCUCAGUUGAGGAACUGGAAAAUUUUUAAUGGGUGGGAUAUAAAUGACUCUCUAAGUUUGCAGGGUCUUCUAAUAAUCAGUGUUAUCUUUGCUGGCUUAAAUUAAAAUCACAUUAUAGAAUCGUACGUCUGAAAAGAUUUACUUUAGUCCAUUCCCCUGCCUGUUUUUCUUUUCAGAAUUGAUCCAUUGGCUGUCAAAAUUUCUGUCCUUCAUAAAAAAAUCCAAGGACUAUUCUCCUCUACUGGUGCAGAGACUGAAAGAAAACUCUUUUGCUAAGAUUAACUCCAAUUACUUUUUUUUGGAAAUGAAAUUACAUAAUGUAGUACCCUGCUCAUGUGGUUAGUGUUUUUGGGACAUGCCCCCAACUUUUCUCCAAGGAAGUCAGAAGGUCAUGGGUUCUAAUCCCCGAUCUGCCACAUGUCUGCUGA
Tachyglossus aculeatus (Australian echidna) is the source of this 7526-nucleotide messenger RNA. It is a transcript of the gene ATRNL1, whose product is annotated as attractin like 1. Gene Ontology annotation, cellular component: Golgi apparatus. Gene Ontology annotation, molecular function: protein binding. The record is from RefSeq and is a predicted model, not a curated record. The transcript is spliced from 30 exons. Bases 1 to 4206 code for a protein of 1401 amino acids. Lineage: Eukaryota; Metazoa; Chordata; Mammalia; Monotremata; Tachyglossidae.